Messenger RNA from Lathyrus oleraceus (garden pea), 546 nucleotides. RefSeq lists its product as uncharacterized. The transcript has a single exon. Lineage: Eukaryota; Viridiplantae; Streptophyta; Magnoliopsida; Fabales; Fabaceae. The record is from RefSeq and is a predicted model, not a curated record. Bases 1 to 546 code for a protein of 181 amino acids.
AUGAAGGAGAAGAAAAUGGAUUCCAUCCAAAGGGUUAAACCUAUUUUUUCAUACAUUUAUCCUUAUUCAGGUUCUAGUCAGUAUCAAGGGUAUUCUGAUUUUCGUGGCAACUUGCAACAAGCAAUUGGUACUCACAUGGAUAAUACCAUGUCUUAUUCGUUUGGUUCUCCAACUGGUAGCUAUGGAGGGAUGCAUAUGCCAAAUACACCCUCCCCACCACCUUCAUUUGUUAUGCCAAUGUCAAAUCCACCCCUCACAAUACAACAACUUAGGAUGAAUAAUUAUUUAGGUGGCAAUCAAGUUGUUGUGCCGCCAAUUCUUCAAAGACCAAAUACUGUAGAGUUAGAACUUUUUGGUCAUGCUAAUCAAACCCCUCCAUUCGGUGAGGAUACAGAAGGAAGUUUCAAUGCUCAAUUUCUGUCUCACGAUCUUCCAAUAGAAACACGUGAUUUUAUUAGAGAAAGUCAAUUUCUUAGAGAGGUCAAUGUGUCUUCUUUAUCAACUAAAUCCACAGUGGAGGAACUCGAUUUAAAUCUAAGACUUUAA